Molecule: messenger RNA, 1289 nt
Organism: Neoarius graeffei (lesser salmon catfish)
Lineage: Eukaryota; Metazoa; Chordata; Actinopteri; Siluriformes; Ariidae
Gene: fhl1b
Product: four and a half LIM domains 1b
Exons: 6
Coding region: 116-955 (279 amino acids)
Biological process (GO): muscle organ development
Molecular function (GO): transmembrane transporter binding
Source: RefSeq, a predicted model, not a curated record
CCUCACUCACACACUCCCUCUGUCACUCACUCACUCCGUCAGUCCCUCAUAUGAGCAGAUCAAGAGAGAAACAUUCACGGAGGAGAAGCGUCUCCUGCUGAGGAGCUGUGUCACUAUGUCGGACCGUUUCACCUGUUUUUAUUGCCGUGAUGAUCUGAGUGGGAAGAAAUAUGUGCAGAAGGAUAAGCCGGUAUGUGUGCGCUGCUUCGACAAAUUCUGCGCCAACAACUGUGCCGAGUGUCGCCAUCCAAUCAGCACAGACUCAAAGGAGCUGCACUAUAAAGGCCGUUACUGGCAUGAGGACUGUUUCCGCUGCUCCAAGUGUUAUAAGAAUUUGGCUAAAGAGUCGUUCAGUGUGAAAGACGAGCGGAUCCUGUGUGGGAAAUGCAGCUCACGUGAAGAUGCACCCCGCUGCCACACCUGCUACAAACCCAUCCUAGCAGGUGUAGAGAGUGUGGAGUAUAAAGGCAACGUGUUUCAUGAUGACUGUUUCACGUGUUAUAAAUGUAAGAAGCCAAUCGGCUCUGAGAGCUUCAUCACUAAAAAUGAGAACGUUUACUGCAGCAGCUGCCAUGAGAGCAAAUUUGCCAAACACUGCACUGCCUGCAGGAAGCCCAUCACAGCAGGUGGAGUGAACUAUCAGGACCAGCCGUGGCACUCCGAGUGUUUGGUAUGUGUGGUUUGUGCGAAGCCUCUGGCUGGAACUCAAUUCACUUCUCAUGAGCAGAAACUCUACUGUGUCGAAUGCUACAAAACACACGUGGCCAAGAAGUGCAGCGGCUGCCAGAACCCCAUCACUGGUUUUGGAAAAGCCACAAAUGUGGUGAACUAUGAGGGAGGAACGUGGCACGAUUACUGCUUCACCUGUAAGAAGUGCUCUGCGAACCUUGCUGAGAAACGCUUCAUCUCUAAGGAUGGAAACAUCUACUGCACCGACUGCGCAAAAAAACUGUAGAGACACCAAAAAAUAUGAGUGAAAUUCCAUGAACACACGCUGUAUCAGAGUCUCACUGCAGGAGCCGAGCGCAGGAUCGUUAGCUAACGCUGCACGCAAUCUCAUAUCAUUCUGCUGAGUGUCGCUGAAGGAAACAUUAUUUCUAAAUGUCUGCCUUUGUGGUGUGUGUGUGUGUGUGUGUGUGUGUGUGUGUGUGUGUGUGUGUAAGUAAAAUAAUCCUAACUGUUCUUUAAGCCUUACUGCACAAAUCAUAUUAAUUGCACAAACAUAUUUACAUUGAGACUGACAGUGAUGUGUAACUCUGUGAAGAGGAUGAAUAAAUGAGAUCAGAAAA